This is a messenger RNA of Camelina sativa (false flax), 1442 nucleotides long. NCBI's taxonomy places the organism in Eukaryota, Viridiplantae, Streptophyta, Magnoliopsida, Brassicales, Brassicaceae. The record is from RefSeq and is a predicted model, not a curated record.
GUAAGUAAGCAAUAAUGAUGUGUGUAGAACUGGUCGUGUAAAAUGAUUUCUAUUCUUACCAAACGCAUACAAACAGUUUUACGCAGUUUUAAAUGAUAAAAGGCUUUAGUAAUAUAAAAUUUGUUGUACAAACAAUAGAAAAUUUAUAUAUUUAUUAUUAUUUGAUACAAAUAAUGUUGAUUAAUAUAAUAACCUAAUUGGCAGUAUAGACUCUUUACCCCUGCGAGAAAAGAUUACCCAAAUCACACCUAAUAUACAUACGAAAAAGUCUGACAAUUUAAGGAUUUGUGCCGCGUGACAUGUACCUUCCUUAGUCCUAAGUCCUAACAAAAACCGUUUUGGCAAAAUGCAUUAUUUCAAAUUUUUAAUGUAAACUAAUGGAUAGCUUUGUUUAUUAUACGUACGAAAGAAGAAAAAAAAAUUAUGUACGAAAUAAACAAAAAAAAUUAUCUAAAAAAAUAUAACAAGAUUAUAAGUGACUACAAAAUGAAUCAAUUGUAUUAUUUUUGGAUAAAUUCUUAACAUCAAGAACGAGGAUGGUGGGUGGGGAAUAGACGUUGAAAGCCACAGUUUUAUGUUCUGCACGGUCAUCAACUACAUCUGCCUAAGAAUCUUUGGAGUAGACCCUGAUUAUGAUGGUAAAACAAGUGCGUGUGCGAGGGCUCGUAAAUGGAUCAUUGACCAUGGUGGUGCGACCUAUACGCCAUUGUUCGGAAAAGCUUGGCUUUCGGUUCUUGGAGUGUAUGAAUGGUCUGGUUGCAGGCCCAUACUGCCAGAGUUCUGGUUCUUACCUUCUUAUUUUUCUGUUAACGGAGGCACUCUCUGGAUUUACUUGCGGGAUACUUUCAUGGCAAUGUCCUAUUUGUAUGGUAAAAAAUUUGUAGCUACACCUACACCUCUCAUUCUACAGCUUCGCGAAGAGCUUUACCCUGAGGCGUAUAAUGAAAUUGAUUGGAGCCAAGCUCGACAUGCAUGCGCCAAGAUAAUUAAGAUUAAUCCUUACAAACCAAAAUGNGAUGCCGAAGCAGGCUCUCCAGAGGAACUCUCUGAGGUUGAACAGGCUCGAAAGAAUUUCUCAGAAAAUAGGUCACUAUACAAGGCCAACGCGGAUCUCCUAUGGCGUAUGCAGUUUCUUAGGGAAAAAAAGUUCGAACAGACGAUCCCGCGAGUGAAGAUAGAGAACGCGGAGAAAAUAACAUUCGAAGACGCAAGGACGGCUCUGAGAAGAGGAAUACUUUAUAUGGCAGCGUUGCAGUCUGAUGAUGGACAUUGGCCUGCUGAAAACGCUGGUUGUAUGUUCUUCAACGCCCCCUUUGUCAUAUGCUUGUAUAUCACUGGCCAUCUGGAUCAAAUCUUCUCUCUAGAGCAUCGGAAAGAGAUGUUGCGUUACUUAUACAUUCAUCAGGUACUUCCUUCAUGACUCAAUGGAACAACUCUUUAAA